UUUUUAUUGACCAUCAAUUACGUUAUACAAUCCUGCCUUUCAGCAUCACUGAGUCUUAUUUCAAUCUGUACGAAUGCGCCCAAUUCCACGAUGACUCGUUGACAUAGCACGGUUGCUGAUUGAUCGAGGCCCACCCUGCCUGCUGCAUUUAGCAGAAAAAAGACUGGGCCCUACCAAUUAUAUUUCACCUCCGCACCUGCCUCAAUUCACCUUAGUCACAAAAAGGCCAAUCGUCUAAUAAUUGUUUAUACCAAUCGUUAAUAAGCCUCACGCUCAACUCUACAUCCCAGCCUUAUGUCCAAGCCCAGUAACACGGUGCAUCUUUACGCUGGUUUCAGUGGGGGUCUCACGUCCUCAUUGCUUCUCCAGCCGUUAGAUUUGUUGAAGACACGGCUCCAGCAGUCUAACGGCGCCACCUUGACGAAGGAGCUUAGGAAAAUCACCAACAUCCGCGAAUUGUGGAAGGGGACGUUGCCAUCCUGUGUCCGUACUUCGGUGGGCAGCGGCCUUUACUUAUCGUGCUUGAACGUUUUGCGCACCAAUCUCGCGGCAUACCAUCAGAAACACGACCUAGUACCCGUGAGACAGACCUCCAGCAGCACGCUCCCGAAGCUCACGAUGCAAGAAAACUUGGCCACGGGGGCCCUCGCCCGAAGCAUCAUAGGCUUCUGUACCAUGCCCGUGACCAUCCUCAAAGUCAGAUACGAGUCGACGUUGUACAAUUACACCUCGAUCAACCAGGCGGUGCGAUCUAUUUACUACGCCCAGGCGCCGGGCGAAAGCCUCACCGCGAUGCGUGGUAGUCUCCGCAACUUCUUCAAGGGCUACUGGGUGACGACCGCCAGGGACGCGCCUAAUGCCGGACUCUAUGUCUUGUUCUACGAGAAGUUGAAACUGCUAGCGCCGAAAUUCCUUGCCCACGAAGACUCUGCCAUGUUCAGUACCUCGACAUCUGCCAUGAUCAACUCCGUCGCGGCCUUCACCUCCUCGUGCUUAUCGACCGCAAUCACCGCGCCGUUUGAUACUAUCAAAACGCGGCUUCAGUUGUUGGGCGACACCAAGAACGGCAGAAUCACCACCAGUAGACAGGUCCUCGUGCACAUCUUGACGAAGGAGCGCUUCGUGAACUUGUUUGACGGUUUGAGCAUGCGCUUGCUUCGUAAGGGCCUUUCGGCGGGUAUUGCGUGGUGUAUCUACGAGGAAUUGGUUAAGUUGAGUGCAACCACUAAUAGUCAGGAAACUGUCUUGAAGGGCUAAGGAAUAAGGUUUUGUAUAUAGAGAAGGCUUGUAUAUAGAAAAAUAAGUAAAAUUUCAAUGGAAAAUAGGAUACGUU
Messenger RNA from Babjeviella inositovora NRRL Y-12698, 1333 nucleotides. RefSeq lists its product as uncharacterized. The record is from RefSeq and is a predicted model, not a curated record. Gene Ontology annotation, biological process: glycine import into mitochondrion. Lineage: Eukaryota; Fungi; Ascomycota; Pichiomycetes; Serinales. The transcript has a single exon. Gene Ontology annotation, molecular function: glycine transmembrane transporter activity. Gene Ontology annotation, cellular component: mitochondrial inner membrane; mitochondrion. Bases 295 to 1257 code for a protein of 320 amino acids.